UCAAUUAGAUUUAGUUGCUUAAUGAUGCUUAAGUGGAUAACGAUAAUUAAGGAUAGAUUAAAAAUUAAAAAAAUAUAUAGUUGGUGAAUAAUUAUAUUAGAGAGGCAGGAGAGCAUUAGGGUAGGACCAUGUUAAUUGGGAAUUGAGAAAUCAAAAGUAGGCCAACGUUGAGUUUGGUAUUGCAAUCGCAAUUGCAAGGCUCAAUUUUUUACUAUUAAGAUUGAAAACAAAUUCACCACAAUCGAGAUUUUCAAUUGAAAUUUUGUAUCUUAUUUAUGUAUUUUUACAAUCACAUUUAGAGAUUGCAAUCAAAGAUAAUUCAAUCGCAAUGCCAAAAACUAGGCUCCAAGUCCGAUGAUUAUUAGUCUAUGAGGCUGCAUUGCUGCAAUACCAACUUUUGUAGAGAAGCCUAAUUGUAGGCCAAAUUCUCAGUUAUUAAAGUACUCUUAGCACUAAACAGUUGCAUAUUAAGCAAACAAUUAAUAAAUCGAUUACAGUGUUAGUUAGCAUUAACCACGGCCUCUAGUAUGCCUGAAAUGUCCUGAAUCCUCACCCUGGAUUGUGGCUGUAAGGAAAGGUAGUCAAUCCAACCGAUUGAAGCUGCCAGGGAUGAAAAUGUUGGCAUUUGAAGCUGCACACCAUCUUUGAAGCUCUGUUUGUGCCUUAAAAGCCUCCUUUCCAUGGAUAUAGCUUCUUCCAAAAGCAGUUUGUGCAAUUAUACCGGCUGUUAACUUUCGAAAUUCUUCGUUGAUCUCUAUAUUUGUACAGUUGUCCUCAGCUAUCUCAGCUUUAUUUCCACUCCUCAAACAUGGAUAGUGAACAUUCUACCAUUUUCUUCAACUUCUUUAUCUGAUCAAGAGAACCCCUAAGGAGAGAGUAUGGCCGUGGCCCUGUGACUCCUCGCUUCUUGAAGCUUUUCGUCAAGGCAUAUGGCCUCCAAACAACAAUCUUAAACACUUGACAAAUAUUGGAGACUAGAACAACCGCCAAAGCAAUUUUCAACGCCAAACAUAACCCAUCCUCAGUCUUUUCCUUUGAUUAAUUAAGUUUGGGGUUGGGGAAAAGGUAAGAUUGUCUUGGUAUGAUGUCAGUUGCUAGCUAGUGUUAUGCGGCUGGUUGUUAUAAGAUGUGGUGACCGCCUGAAAGCGUCGAUUGUUUCUAGAAUUUAGUACUCCUUUCAUUCCAUGGAUCAUAUAUUCAUAUGGAUGGAAACGUGGAGGAGAAGAAGGUCACCGCUGAGACAAGAAAAUGGAGCAGACAUGGCUAUAAUGAAGCUGAAAUGCUGACUUGUUUUGAUGGUCAAUCUUUCCUUUUAAAAAAAAAAAAAGCUCUCAUGGUUCUCAGAAAGAUAUAUGGGUAUUGGCAAAAAAAAAAAAGGCCCUAGAAGAUUACAUUUGGGCUUGGACUUUCGUUUAGUACCGGUUCACAAUCAGAACCGCUUUUGGAUAUUUUCUUUUUAAUUUUAAUGAAAAUUUGAGAGGAAAUUGUGAAACUUUUUUUAAAAGGAAAAAAGAGAAGACAAAAACCCUAGUUAAACGAAGCGUUGGGCGGGAGUUUAAUUGAAAUUCGAUUUCCAGUGGCUGGAAAAAAUGGAUUUGAAAUCUGUAAAGGAAUUCAUACGGGAAGACGUAGCCGAUUGGGACGACGAAUUGAUCGCGACGGCCCGAUUCAAAGCGUUUAGCGGUCAAAGAUCCGAUUGGGAACCCAAAUUCCAAUUCUGGAAAGAUUUGAUCGUCAAAAUCUCCCGCCACUUUGGUCUCUUUAUCAUUUCACCUUCCCAGGUUAAAAAUGAGUGGUUUUCUCGAGGAGGCUUGACUCCUUUGUGCAUUGGUCACGUACUGUUUAUAAUGUGUAAUGAAGGUGAAAUAAUCCGAAAUUCGGACUUGGCGGAUCCUUUUAGCGGGAGAAUAUCUCAGUUAUUUUGGAAAGUGAAAGGUUUGUUGAACAGAUCAACAAUGACUGCAGAAAGUAUUCUUCUUGAAGAUCAUGUCGUUGUUACAACAUUAUUGAAGGAGAAAGCUGAUGAGGUAGUUAAGGGUUUGUCUGAAAGUCACUGGACUUCGAAUUGCAUUGUUACGAGGAAAAAAUUUGAGAGCAUGUGCGGAGGACCAGAGGAAUCUUAUGCAGUGUUGAGUUAUUUUUCGGGGUGCGGGAAAGGACAGUAUCUCUCAACCAAGAAGAAGGAAUUAAUUGAGGGCAUAAAAGUUUCCCUUUCAUCAGCAGCUGUUUCCAGUGUCUCAAGUUUAGAUUUUGACACUCUCCACCUGAUUUGGACUCAAGAAAAACUUCAGCAGCAACUUGAUGUAAUUGAUCGACGUUGGGAAAUGUCAAGACAAUCAGCAUUAACUUCUUUGAAGUCUGGGAACAAGAAAUUGGCCCUGAGGCAAGCAAGGGAGAUGAAGUUGGCUACUGUGAAUAGAGAAAAAUGCACCUCACUUCUGAACAGAGUGGAGGAAGUCUUGAGUGUUAUUGCAAAUGCUGAAUCAACAAAAAAAGUGACUGAAGCAAUCCAGAUUGGAGCGCGAGCAAUAAAGGAAAAUAAGAUCAGUGUGGAAGAAGUUCAACUCUGUUUAGAAGAGCUUGAUGAGAGCAUUGAUUCGCAAAAGCAAGUUGAAAAGGCCCUAGAAUCAGCUCCGUACCUGGAUGUUGAGGAUGAAGAUAUUGAAGAGGAAUUCGGAAAACUGGAGCUGGAAGUUGGAAGUGAAAACCUUAAAGAUCUGAUCCCUGAAGCUGGUCUCAGUGGUACAGCUGGAUCAAAUGAAUCAUUGGCUGAUGCUCUGUCAAACCUAAAACUAGUGGAUGCUCCAACCAAGGGAUCAGCAAUUCAAAACUCUGGGAUACCAGCUAAGAACAAGGAAUCAAAGAGCCUGAUUCUUGAAGCUGCAUAAAUACAAAUCCUGUUUUGAAUAUGACCAUAUUGUGAUAACCAUCACUGAGAUAAUGAAUACUGGUUUACUAGUCAUUCAUUUGAGCAGUUGGCUUCUUUGUACAUAUAAAUAUAUUUGUAAUGCAGAAUAUGUACAUGGAAUGAUGCUUUUGAACUUGUAUCUGAUACUAUGCCCAUUGUCCACCGCCC
Molecule: messenger RNA, 3076 nt
Organism: Durio zibethinus
Lineage: Eukaryota; Viridiplantae; Streptophyta; Magnoliopsida; Malvales; Malvaceae
Product: SNF7 family protein
Biological process (GO): vesicle budding from membrane; late endosome to vacuole transport via multivesicular body sorting pathway
Cellular component (GO): ESCRT III complex; multivesicular body; cytoplasmic side of plasma membrane
Source: RefSeq, a predicted model, not a curated record